Molecule: messenger RNA, 1519 nt
Organism: Hypoxylon trugodes
Lineage: Eukaryota; Fungi; Ascomycota; Sordariomycetes; Xylariales; Hypoxylaceae
Product: Clavaminate synthase-like protein
Exons: 4
Coding region: 424-1485 (353 amino acids)
Molecular function (GO): dioxygenase activity
Source: RefSeq, a predicted model, not a curated record
CAGCACUUAAAGCUAACUCCCAACAACGUUCUCCCAAUUUCAUGGGACAUCGAGGCUCUGAGAGGAUUUUCCAACUUUUGAAGGAGUCAAAGGAGAAGUGGUUAAGUACCUACCCAAUCAAUAAUCGGGUCGGAGUAGGCUUUCGGAGCCGAAUUGCGCACAUGUUGUGUAACUUGAUAUAACUCCGAAAUCAAAGGGAAAUUUCCCUUGGAUAGCAAGGGAAGUCUUAUCUCUGGAACAAGGGAAGCCACAUGGGAUUACAGAGUAAGUGAUUAUGUGGGGUUGCGUCGAUCGUGUUACCCAGCUGGGAGAUUCAUAAACUCGAUUUAUUUUUGUGCAUAAAACUAUCGUCGAAUUCCCUAAUACCCGGGUAUCUCAUUUGGUCUCAGCCCUGCCUUGUCCAGCGAUCCAUAACUACGAAAGAUGGCCUAUUAUACCUCUCGUACUGGAGCUGAGUCCCUCACGACGGUUGACGUAUCUCCUUUUAUUACUAAAGCGGAGUACUCCGACUCGGAUCGCCUCAAGGCAGCGAAGGCUCUCGUUGAAGGGCUCCAUAGGUUGGGAUUCGUCAAAGUUAAAGGCCAUGGAAUCGGGAAGGGUGAAGUGCAAGAUGCUCUCGCUUGGACCAGGAAGCUCUUUGAUCUGCCGUAUGCAGAUAAGAUGAAGGCUCCCCACCCUCCAGAAGCCAUGCCGCAUCGCGGUUACUCGGGAAUUGGCAAGGAAAAGGUGUACUCCCAGGAGGAUGUGAAGGCGCAAGGUGAUAACGCCGAUGUUGCCGAGCAGUUACGCAAAGUGUCUGACUUUAAAGAAAGUUAUGAGAUCGGGAGUGAGGAAGACCCGGUACAGCAGAAUAUCUGGAUACCGGAUCCUGUACUUUCAAACUUCCGAACCUACAUGACAGCCUUAUACCAAAGGCUAUUCGGCAUUAGCGAGAUCCUGCUCGAGGUCAUUAGCCUGGGCCUAGGCUUGGUUGGCAAUGAGCAUGCCACACUUAUUGACUUGGCUGAUGAUCGACAUUGCCAAUUGCGUCUCCUGCACUACCCUGCCGUCAGCAAAGAUAGAUUGCAGAAGGAUUUAAUAGCUCGUCUGCCACCUCAUAGGGAUUGGGGGACAUUUACGCUACUUUUCCAAGAUGGUGGCGGAGGGCUAGAGCUCAAGGAUCCACAGUCAGAAGACUACAUCCACGCGGAACCUGAAGAGGGAACUUUUGUCUUGAAUAUUGGCGAUAUGCUCCAACGCUUUACUAAUGAUUACUUCGUUUCUUCCCUACAUCGAGUAUCGGUCCCUGGGGCGGAUACGGCACCGGAGUCGGGGCUGCCGGCUCGCUACUCGAUUCCCUUCUUUGUAUGCCCUGAUUUCUCUCACAAGAUAGCGACGCUACCGCGGUUCAUUACUACUGAGAGCCCGGCGAAGUACGAUCCAGUCCGGUUUGAUGAAUACGGAGCAGUUGUUAGUAAGUAUCAAUAUCAAGAGGAGGAAUCAUAGGCGAGAGUUAUAUGACGCAAGGUCGAAGUUUAAG